This is a messenger RNA of Salvelinus sp. IW2-2015, 1769 nucleotides long. RefSeq names its product netrin receptor DCC-like. Gene Ontology annotation, cellular component: axon; plasma membrane. Gene Ontology annotation, molecular function: cell-cell adhesion mediator activity. Gene Ontology annotation, biological process: axon guidance; dendrite self-avoidance; homophilic cell-cell adhesion. The record is from RefSeq and is a predicted model, not a curated record. Lineage: Eukaryota; Metazoa; Chordata; Actinopteri; Salmoniformes; Salmonidae.
UCGAGACCAGUUUUUCUAAAUAGUCCCAAUGCAAAUUUCCAGACCCCAUGUAUAAUGUGACAAAAGGCUUUAAAAAAAAACCUGCUUCAGCUUCAUCUGUCUCCUAGCAACAUGCAGCUUCACACCACACUGUAAUCUGUGAUUUCGCUCAGUCCUCAGGUAGACUGGAUGUUUGGGAACAUAUUCAAUCAUUAGAUCUUUUGUAAAUUCAUAUAUUAAUGUUAUUGAAUACUCUUAUGUUUUUAUUUUAUUCUGCAGAGUAAUAACUCAAAACAAUACUCACUUUUGCUGGGUACUUCACUGUCAAUGAUUGCAUCUAACAUGAAUGUUUUGAAGUAUUCAUUUUACUAUACAUAACUAGCAAUGUGGGUGCCUAACUGGUGCACUGAUCAUUGCUGUAUCCUUUCCUAUGACAAGUUACUGACAAUUAGACUGACUGGGUCUCAUGUCUUACUUAACAUAACUUAUAGGAUCAACCCUUAAUAGGGAAGUCUCAGAAUACAAUUUGUCAAUUUGCCGCCUGUUCUCUCUCUCCGGUUUGUAUCUCACACUUGUGUCUGUGUUCAGUGUUCUCCACCCAUCCAGAGGAUGGUGUUGGUGUACUGGGUGCUCCCCUCACACUGUACUGUGCAGUGUAUGACUCCAGCAGCCAGGGGGAACUGUCUGUUAGAUGGGAGAGGGCCAGUGGAGAGCCAGCAGCAUUGAGUCCUGGUCCUGGCAGAGGGAUCCACCAAUUGGCCAACGGAUCUCUGUUCUUCCCCCAGCUGAGAGAGGGGGACCUGGGGAAAUAUGUCUGUAGUGCAGGCAUUGGAGCCAAACACAUCAUGACUGUUGUCCAAGUGAUGGAAGCUGACCUGGAGGGGGUGUUCUUCAGUCCUCAGUCUCAGACAGUCAGUGAGGGUCGGGCAAUGUUCCUCCAGUGUGUCUCAGGGGACAGCUCCCCCCCAGCACACAUCACCUGGCUCAAAGACAACACACUCUUCACCAAAGGCGCUCAGAUUCAGGGGCAAUAUGGAGGGGGUAACCAGAGGAAGACCUCGGGCACUCUUCACCUCUCUAAUGUCUCAAUGGAGGACGACGGGGAAUACGUCUGUGUUACACACAACGCCUUACUGAACACCAGCCGGGAAAGCAAGGCAGCUACACUCACAGUACAAGGAGUCCCUACAAGGCUGCAGAUCACUGAGGGCCCUGACAACAUCACAGUUGCCAUAGAUACGGAGGCCUCCAUGCGCUGUGCUGUCCGAGGAUUCCCACCUCCCACAGUGCAAUGGUUCAAAGACAGCCAUCUCCUUGUGAACAACUCUGGCUUGAGUCUGCAGAACAAGGGACAGCUGCUUGUUUUCAAGAACGUGUCUGAGGAUGAUGAGGGUUCCUACCACUGUGAGGCCAGGAACAAGAGGGAGACAGUCAGGUCUCAGACUGCCUUUCUCCUUCCAGCAGUGAUGGGGUGGACCUUUGUCCAGCAGCCUACCAACAAGGCUGUGAGGAUGGGGGAGUCUGUUACUCUGGUUUGUAGACCCCCCUACAGCAGGCCUCCAACAACAGUGUCCUGGUUUAAAAACAACCGCCUCCUCGCUCCCAAGACACACUUCACUGUCAGGCCUAGUGGAGACCUCAUCUUCCACAGUGUCUAUGACACAGACAGUGGAGUCUACUUCUGCAGAGCAUCCAACGUCCACCUGUACAGAUCUGUGACCUCCAGCGCUGCCAGACUGACCGUUCUGGGUAGAUACUGUAUGACAUCACACAGGAUGUAGGCUUAUUAU